AUGUCGUCGUCGUCUUCUUCGACUAAGUUAUGCUUCAAUUCGAACUGCAAAGAGCCGUUGGAGAAAUGGAGAAGAGGUUGGCGUCUUCGCACUGGCGAGUACGCUGACCUUUGCGAUCGCUGCGCUUCUGCUUACGAGGAUGGAAAAUUUUGUGAGACAUUCCACUUGAAGGCUACUGGUUGGAGUUGUUGCGGAUCUUGUGGAAAGCAAAUACAUUGUGGAUGUAUAGUUUCAUUCCAUAUGUUCAUACUAUUGGAUGCAGGAGGAAUUGAAUGCCUGACCUGUGCAAAGAAAAGUUACAUUUUGACCCCAAAUCCUGCAUGGCCACCACCUUCUCAAUUUCUUCCUUCACAGCACGAAAGUUUGAAGGACCUCUCCAUGAAAAGAUGGAGUUUGAUAGCUGGCUCAGGUCCUGUGCCGUGGCGAAAGGCACCCAGUUUUUUCAAUGGUUCUGGUGUCCAAUCUGAGUUGCAGCCUGGGAUGCCCUUUGAAGUCGAUGUAGUUGGUGGCAUUGAUAGAUUUCGUAUUAGUGACAGAUUUUCUAUCUUUUCUCUUGAGAAGAAACAAGAAAAUUCCUUUGACAGAUUGAUUGACAGAAAGCUGAUUGUUGGUCCAUCUGAAACACUUGAGAAUGAAAUUUCUGCAUCCAAUAGGGAAGAGAAACCUAAUCUCUCUGUAGCAUCAGUCGUAAAAAAUGAGUCUUCUGCUUCAAAUAUGAGUUUGGCUUCUGCUUUUUCAUCCAAAUAUGAAACAAAUAAUAUGAACCAUGAUUGUGCAAGUCUUUCACAAUGGCCCACUCUUUCAACUCCAAUGGGCAAGCACGUCUCCAGUCACAAUGGAAUGAACUCAGCUGGUGAAGCUGUAGUACAUACUGGAAAGGCUCGAGGAGAUUGCCGAGGCCGUAAUCAGUUGCUACCUCGGUAUUGGCCACGAAUAACUGAUAAGGAGCUACAACAAAUUUCUAGCAAUUCAAACUCAGUCAUUACACCUUUAUUUGAGAAAAUACUGACCGCUAGUGAUGCUGGACGGAUUGGACGCUUAGUGCUGCCGAAAAAGUGUGCAGAGGCCUAUCUUCCACUGAUAUCUCAGCCAGAAGGGUUACCUCUGAAAGUACAGGAUUUGAAGGGAAAGGAAUGGAUAUUUCAGUUUCGGUUUUGGCCAAAUAAUAAUAGCAGAAUGUAUGUCUUAGAAGGAAUCACUCCUUGUAUACAAUCAAUGCAACUGCAAGCUGGUGAUGUAGUAACGUUCAGUAGGCUGGAGCCUGAAGGGAAGUUGGUCAUGGGAGGCAGAAAAGCUUCAACCACUCCAUCCGAUCAGGGAGUUGAGGCUACUUUAACUGGGAAUAAUGCUUUGGCUCCUGAGGAUGAUAGUGGUAACCAGAUUACUAAAGCAGAUUCUGGAACAACCUGGUCUGAAAUUUGUAAACGGAGGUUCAAAGUGAAUGAAACACUUGAGGUUAAGCCUAUUAGUCACAGCAAGAGGAAGAAUAGCAUCUUGGGUUCGAAAGGUAAACGCCUUAGGGUUGAAAAUGAGGAUUUGAUAGAGCUGAAGAUCACGUGGAACCAAGCUCAAGGAUUGAUGCGCCCAUCUCCUAAAAUCGUUCCCACAGUUUUUGUAGUGGAAGACUUUGAAAUCGAAGAAUUUGAGCAUGCACCAAUUAUUGGAAGGCCUACUAUUCCCGCAAUUGAUCAUUUUGGUGAAAAGAUACAAUGGGUUCAAUGUGACGACUGUUUAAAGUGGCGCAAAGUGCCUGCCAAUGCUCUUCUUCCUUCAAGAUGGACCUGUUCUGAGAAUGUAUGGGGUCUUGACAGAUCUUUAUGUUCGGCUGCUGAGAAAUUAUCCACAGAAGAGCUUGAAGAUAUGAUACCUACCAUUAACAAAGUUUCUUUUAAGAAAAAGAAGAAUGAGAAACGGGAUUCAGAUUCGAUUGUGGCUCUGGAAGGACUCGAUGCACUUGCUAAUUUAGCAAUCCAAGGGGAGGAAGACGUUCUUCCAGCUUCAUCACAAACGGGACUAAGGCACCCACGUCAUAAACUUGGCUGCACAUGCAUUGUUUGCAUUCAACCUCCCAGCGGGAAAGGUCCCAAGCAUGAGCAAACAUGCGAUUGUGUAGUCUGCAAAUCCCUGAAGCGCCGUUGCAAAACCCUGAGGGACAGGCGUGAGAAGAAACAGUUGGAGAAAGAGGCUGAAACUGCAUAUCCAAGUCAACUACAAACUGAACAAGUGCCGGACAAUGAUAGUUGUGUUGAUGACUCCAGUGAGAGAAAAUUCUUGAUCUCACCCUUGAAAGGUCAAAUUGACCUUAACAUCCAGCCGGAGCGGGAUGAAGAGGUGUCACCUGGUUUAUAUUCCGGAGCCAUGAAAUGCUCAUUUACAGAUGCUACAGACGUAAAUUUUAGUCAGCAAGGAUAUUCAAGUUUGGGUGUUGGCAUAAAUGUAGUUGGCAAGCAGAUGCAGGAAGACGGCACUGGUCAGGCUAACUUCAGCAACAGUGUAACCCUGGACUGCCAUCUUGAAAAAACCGAUGUGGACCGUCAUCUGAUUUUACCAAUGGACACGGCAGGAUCCACAUCCUCGACCGCUACAUAA
Messenger RNA from Fraxinus pennsylvanica, 2589 nucleotides. The record is from the annotation of a GenBank genome assembly. Lineage: Eukaryota; Viridiplantae; Streptophyta; Magnoliopsida; Lamiales; Oleaceae.